AUGAGCGGAAAUCGGAAGCGGAAUCAGGAAUCGGAGCCUCGCGACGACGACGACGACGACUACUCGACGAAACGACGCCGCAACAACGAGGCCGUCAAUCGGUAAGUGAUGAAAUAUCGAUGUUUGCCAAAAUUCCAAUUUUUCACUUUCAGAACUCGUCAAAAGAAGCGACAAGAGGAGAAUGACACUGCCGAGAAGGUGGACGAGCUGAAAAAGGAAAACGAGGCGCUGGAACGCAAGGUUUCACCGAUUUUUCUCGGGUUUUCCCCAAUUUUUCAAUUUCAGGUGGAACAACUGAACAAAGAGCUGACUUUCCUGAAGGAAAUGUUCAUGGUCUAUGCGAACAAGGACGGAAACAACGACGGUGGAGGCCCGCCGCCGCCGGCCGCCUCGGCCAGCUAG
Messenger RNA from Caenorhabditis sp. 36 PRJEB53466, 402 nucleotides. The record is from the annotation of a GenBank genome assembly. NCBI's taxonomy places the organism in Eukaryota, Metazoa, Nematoda, Chromadorea, Rhabditida, Rhabditidae.